UAGUCUGACACAAGCCAUUUUAAGCUGGUCUGAGAUCAGUAAUUGGCGGGUUUGUAAUCGUGUUGCGGCUGGAGUUUGUGAAUAGGAGACUGAAUCUGGAUCAUCUUAAAAGUGAGCUUCACAGGUUACCGUCUGCAUGUGUUAACCAUGAAGCCUUGUAGAAUGCAGUUACUGUCAGAGGCAAAACAGCCCUGGGAAGAAGCUUUUGAGUCUGGAAAUGCGGAGAAAUAGACCAGCGUGCUCGAAGAAUGAGAGGCAUGUCCUGCACUCUUUCAGCCCCAGCUGAGCGGUGUGCUGUUUUUUAAAUCACUUUUCCACACUAAACCUCAGUGUCAGUGACAUGCACACCAUACACACCGGCUGGAUCACACACACAGAUGAUGUCAGUUCUUGAUGCAGAGCUCAAGCAGCAUAUAGGCAAUAUGGCUAAACACUCGUUUAAUCUUGUAGCAGACAUGCUGUACUACUUUAAUCCUAUAGCAUUUGAAUAUGAUGGGGAAGCUGGAUGGGGGGUGUAGGCAACUGAUGUGUGUGUGCUUGUGUGUGUGUGACCCUCCGACUGCCAUUGGAUGAGCUCUGUGGGAGGGGGUGUGUUCAGGCUCACAGUAUAGCGCUUGUUAUGAGAGCCUUCUGCCGUCCCCUUCCACAAACCUCAAUAACAACAGUAUCGCAGCUUGUGUGUGUGUGUGUGUGUAGGGGAGUGAGGAGUGCCUCUACCGCCGUUGCAGCUGGUUGCGGCUUCCUCCCUGUGCUGGAUUUCCUUGAAGGUCUGCCUCACCUCUGCAGUGCCUAGGAAAAAAAUAAGGGUCCCCCAGAGACUGAGGUUUCCAGUGUUUACAACAGAUUCCACUCAUGAUAUUGCAAAAACAGAAAUAAUGGACAAGAAAAAUGCAAAUGGCUUUCCUUCCAAAGCCUCUGAGAGUGGAGUACAGAGGAAACAGCUGCCAUAUUCUGUAGAGACCCCCUAUGGGUUUCACCUGGAUCUGGACUUCCUAAAGUAUGUAGAUGACAUAGAGAAAGGGAACACAAUCAAGAGGGUGCACAUUCAACGCAAGAACAGGGGCCCAAAGUACAGCACACUGCCACGCAACUUCAGCCUUCCUGGGCAUGGCGCUCGACCUCUAGCCAAAGAUACAUGGGCUAAUACUUCCACUUUAGGGUCCAAACCCAAGUCACGUGUUACUGAAGUCCAGCAGCUUUUUGAGUUCCGAGCCAGUGAUGCCACUGGUGGUAGCAGAAGCACCAGUGGGAGCUCCCCUGCCAGCCAGUCAAAGAUGCCUGGGAGUGGUUACCUCCCCUCGCCAAAGGCUGCCGAAGAGUCUCCAGUACAGACUUCAUCUCAGAAUGAACAGUCCAUGAGCCUUAAUGUUAGGCCUCACCUGUUAAGAGCCUCCAGCAUGCCUGUUAAUGUCCCACGCAGGAAAGGUUCAGACUCAACUGAUGAGCAGAGUUCCCAGUCACAGAAUGGCUCAGCUGAGAGGCUUUUUCGACCAGCGGAUGGAGGCGACAGGAGAGGCAGUGUUCCCCAGGACAGGGCCAGCUUGCAUCAACAGAUUACAGCUGCACUGAAAAGGGUGCGUGAAUUAGAAGAGCAAGUCAGGACCAUACCUGAGUUGAGGGCUCAAAUAUGCUCUCUUAGAACGGAGAGAGAACAACUGCUUGAAAGAAUUCAGCAACAGCAGUCUGAACAAAAGAGGCCUUUGCAGUUAAACGAGAGUGAGGAUACUCAAGACAGUGUUGUUCCUCCAGUUAUAAGUGAGAAGAAAGAUAUUUGUUCCCCUUCCACAGUUACUGCAGAUGAUCAUGAAAUGGUUCAAGCAAUACAGUCUGACAAAACCACAGAACAACAGUCGGAGGAACAAAAUCCUGUGGUGCAGGUUAUUGUAGAGCAGGAGUCUGAAAAAAAUGAACCAGUAACCGAUACAGAGUCAGAGAAGGAACAAGUGCCAGCUCCAGUGUCUGUCCCAGUGAUACGCAUAGACAAAGCAGAAACUCCAACUGAUCCAGAUGAAGCAGAGGGAUUUUUGCAGGAGUCUACACUUCAAGAAGAAGCAUCAAAGAGUCUUUCAGAGCAAGUAGAAAAGCAGGAGAUAUUAUCAGAGACUUUGUUAGAAGAUAAAAAGUUGACGCUGGAUUUAGAGGAAACAGGUGCUACAUCCGAGUGUACAUCCGCUCGAGAAGAUACUGCGAUUUUUGAGGGACCAAGUCUAAUUGUAAUUGAGGAAAAUACAAUAGUACAACCUGCUGAACAGAAACUUCUCACUAACCUGGAGCUGGAAGCAAAACUGAAAACUUUGGAAGAGAGUCUAAGCAAGGCCAGUUGUGAAUUGGAAAAGACAAAUGCCUUACUGAGGGAACAGGUGGACAAGAAUAGACAAAAAGAUGAGAGAAUACAGGAACUGACUGACCAAGUGAAGGAGCAGAAACUUCAAGGUCCUAUCGAGACAGAGCCACUUUCUUUACCAGUUGUCACAUGUGAUGUAUCAGUGAGUACAGACAGCAAAAGUGUCCUGGAGAGAGGAGUCUCAACAGAACCACAACCAGCUGAGGGUCCCAAAGAAAUAGAUUCUAAAUGCUCAAGCACUCAGACAACUAUAGUAGAAGCUCGAGACAUUGAGGUCUUAGCACAAGUUACUACAGCAGAGAAAAUUGUAGGGGUAGAGAUUGUCAUGUGUGACCGGGCAAUGGAGACUGAGGUACAGGAUAAUCUAGAAGAUAACAGUAGACAGGAAGUCUCUGAAAUGCUAGCGAAAACAGACUCUGUAAAAGACAAAGAACAAGAGGGUGAUAUCAAAGAUAGUGUGUCAAGCCAGAUUGUAGAUACCAAAGUCAGUGAAAAUGUUGUUGCAGAGAGUGACACUGAGGAAUAUGUCAUGGUAGAAAGUGCCAUGGUUGAGACUAUGGCCAGUGAAAAUGAAAUCCCUAAGCCCACAGUCCAAGAGAUAGAAUCUGCAGAGAGUAAGGGGGUUGAAAGCACAACGGACAAAGCAAGAGAAAGAAGUUCAGGUUUGCAAACACAGCAGGAACCAAGAGAAAUACAAGAACAGGAUCCCCACCUUCAGUCUCCAAGGGCAUCUGAAGCCACAGCUUCUCCUGCUGCAAUCGGUCAGGUUGUUAAUCGUAUACAGGGGCUUCUUAAUGAGCAGUGGGCCAGUUUGGGAAGUGGGGGCCAAGACACAAAAGGAGAGAGCUCCCAGAAACCUCAUUCUUCCAAAAUAAGCUCUAUUCAAAGCCACCUGAGAGGGUCCCUUAGUGCCCUGUCUGCCUUUUACUCACCUGUUCAGAAAGGAGGGGCUGCACGACAAUCAGGCCUCAAAUCCAUCAUGAAGAAGAAUGACUGUCCUGACAAGCAGGGCAAUGGGGGAGCGAAGAAGAACUUGAAGUUUGUUGGCGUAAAUGGAGGCUAUGAGACCACGUCCAGUGAGGACUCCAGUGGGGAGGAGGAUCAGGACGAGGUUGAGGAGGUGGAUAGUUCGGAGCCUGAGGUGGAGCAGGGAGAGGAGAGUGGAACGGCCCAGGAGGAGGCUGCUGCUACUGGGGAGCAAGGUGAUGGGGUUCAGGCAGAGGUGGCAGAGGGCUCUAAGGAGCCUGAUGCUGGCCAGGCCGCCAUGAGUCCCCAGGAGGAGCAGCCUGUCAGUGAGUUAGUUGAUAAGAACUUCAUGGCUGCUUGUCAUUUCCUGAAGGAUCGCAUGGCUGAGGUUGCUGCCCCAAAUAAAGACAUGAGGCAGGUUCUGAUGGUGUUAUAUCAGGAGUGGUUCCGUGUGUCCAGUCAGAAGGACUCACAGGCUGAUACAGUCACACUCUACCUGAGAGAGGUGGGCUUCCACACUCCCACUCUGCUGCGCUAUAUAGUGAACCUGGCUGAUGGUAAUGGCAACAUGGCACUGCACUACAGUGUGUCCCAUUCCAACUUCUCUGUGGUCAAGCUGUUACUAGACACAGGACUGUGUGAGGUGGAUCACCAAAACAAGGCCGGCUACACCGCUAUAAUGUUGGCAGCUCUUACCGCGGCAGAGAGCCCUGAGGACAUGGAGGUGGCUCAGCAGCUACUGAGAAUGGGCAAAAUCAAUGCACGAGCCAGCCAGUCAGGGCAAACAGCACUGAUGCUUGCAGUUAGUCAUGGGCGGACAAUGAUGGUUCAGGUUCUUCUGGACUGUGGCGCUGAUGUGAACAUACAGGACCGGGAUGGCUCCACUGCUCUGAUGUGUGCCUGUGAGCACGGCCAUAGUGAGAUAGCCAAAAUACUGCUGGAGAGACCAGAGUGUGACAUAUCACUCACAGAUAAGGAUGGACACACAGCUUUGUCAGUAGCCAUGAAGGCGUCCCACCCUGAGAUUGUUGAUCUUCUGAAAGCUCGUGCUGAUCCAGCCACUGUUACAGAUCCUACAGCUCCACUCUGAGUCCAAUGGCCUUGUCUUCAUGUCCAACUGGCUCUGCCAGAAUCAUUUUUCUACUGCCUCAACCUGACUCGCUGGCCAGGCCAACAGUCAACAAUAGAGAGACAGCACUUGCCAGUAAUUAGCAGAUUCUCUGUUUGAGAAACGGCCAAUGAGAAAUGUACUUCCGUACGCCAAUCAAAGAUGCCAUGGAGGGUGGGCUUCCCUAAACUCCCCAGAAGGUCCCCAUUUGUCCUGAAGCACAGCUACUGUAGCUAUUUAGCAGGCAUGGUACAUUGUUACAUGUUUUAGCCUUCUAUUUUCAGGUAAUGUGACUAUAUUUUUGUUAGGCGAUGAAAAGUACUCUAUGAAUGUUAUUAAAGAAGUGAUCAGACACACACUAUAUUUAUUUUUUAUUGCACUUUUAUGUAAUAUUUCCCCCCAGAAAUAUCCACGGCCUGUCUUAGUAUAACCUGAUGUGUCUUCCUAUUAUAUGAGGGUUUUUGGGUCAGGCCCAGUACCGAUCCAUUCCUUGUCUUUCCAGUUGGAACAGGUAAAGGAGUUUUACAGUCACACAGUUGUGUUGCCAGUAUGUCUCCCAUCAUAGUUUUUUUUAAAAUCCCAACAGAGAGCCAAGCACUCAAAAAAGAUUUAGAAGCCUUUCUUUCAUUAUAUUAAUUCUUUUUUUGGUAAAAUACCAUUUAUCUGAGUGGUUUAAAAUCUUGUUUUUGUCCUAGUGUUCUCUUCACCCAAAGAAAAAAAAAAGGGUGUGCAAUAUAUCGUAUUUUCAAUAACAAAUAAUUACAGCAAACAGUCCCAAAUUAUAAUCCAUUAUAAUCAGUCCAUUAUAAUUUAUUUACUGUCAAAGUUUACCAUAUACUCUAACCUGCUGCAAUAUUAACUUCUUUACAACGUAUUUUACAAAUUGUAUAUUAAACAAAGAUUUACAGAUACAAGUUGUCAUGUUCCCCUGCAGACAGAUUUAAGCAGCACAUUAUUUUGGACUGAACUGUAGUUGUAUUCUCUGUACAUUGUGCCUGCUUAAAAUUAAGACAUCAGAAGUUGUGAUGAAGAGAUAUGUUUAACGACGAAUCAGUAACUCGGCUGGAGAAAGUAUGAAUCUAUAUAUGUAUACUGUGCAACAGUAUCUUGUGGGAGGUGUUGUGAAUUAUUAUCCUGAAAUAUAAUGACUAUUUAUUUCCAAUUCUAUAUUUUUGAGUAUAUACAAGUAUAUGCAUGGAUAAAAUAUUGACUUAAUAAAAACAUGCAUUUUGUA
Ctenopharyngodon idella (grass carp) is the source of this 5652-nucleotide messenger RNA. RefSeq names its product KN motif and ankyrin repeat domains 4 (gene kank4). The transcript is spliced from 11 exons. Gene Ontology annotation, biological process: negative regulation of actin filament polymerization. Gene Ontology annotation, molecular function: protein binding. Lineage: Eukaryota; Metazoa; Chordata; Actinopteri; Cypriniformes; Xenocyprididae. The record is from RefSeq and is a predicted model, not a curated record. Bases 876 to 4400 code for a protein of 1174 amino acids. Gene Ontology annotation, cellular component: cytoskeleton; cytoplasm.